Molecule: messenger RNA, 840 nt
Organism: Eremothecium sinecaudum
Lineage: Eukaryota; Fungi; Ascomycota; Saccharomycetes; Saccharomycetales; Saccharomycetaceae
Gene: ERJ5
Product: Erj5p
Exons: 1
Coding region: 1-840 (279 amino acids)
Cellular component (GO): endomembrane system
Source: RefSeq, a predicted model, not a curated record
AUGGUUUUCAGGUUUACUUGGUGUUUUGUAUUAUUACUAGCAACCCUUGCGUACUGCUUUACGCCAGAUGAGAUUGAAAUCUUUCAAUUACAGAAGGAGUUAGUUGACAAGUAUGGUUCUAAAAUGAACUUCUAUAAGUUCUUGAAGUUAAAGAACUUGGACAAGGCUACCGCUAAAGAUAUCACUAAGCAGUUCAGAAGCCUCUCCAAAAAAUAUCAUCCUGAUAAAAAUCGGAAUAAUAGGAAGUUGUAUGAAAGGUUAACGUUGGUGGCUAAGAUAUUGGGUAAUGGUGAAAAGCGUAAAACCUAUGACUACUAUUUGAAAUACGGAUUUCCGGAGUAUAACUUUGCAAAAGGUGGAUUUGUUUUCAAGAGAUCAAAACUUCAUGCGUGGAUUGCAGUAGGUUUUGUUUAUUUUGCAUGUGGUAUAAUACACUGGGUGAUUUUAAAGAUACAGAACAACGCUAACAAAAGGCGGAUAAAUGGAUUUCUCAAGGAAGUUAAAUCAUAUGACGAUACUCUUGGGUUAGGUGAGAAACGGCUGUCUUUCAAGUAUAGCCAAGACUCAGAAGAAAAGCAGAUUAUGGUGCGCUAUGGUGAUGUUUUUGUUGUUCAGCCAGAUGGGACUGAAGCGGAGAUUACAGUUAAGGAUGUUAAAGAUCCUGGUUUGCGUGACACUAUGCUUUUUACAUUACCUAUGUGGUUCUGCAGACGCCUUAAGGGAAUUUUUGUACGGAACGACACAUUAGUCGUCCAGGAAGUGGAGAAGAAGGGCGGUAAGAAGCCUAGUAAGGCAGCGGUCAGUGUUCAGGUUCCAAAUGGCAGGGCCAAAAAGGACUAA